Messenger RNA from Protopolystoma xenopodis, 831 nucleotides. The record is from the annotation of a GenBank genome assembly. NCBI's taxonomy places the organism in Eukaryota, Metazoa, Platyhelminthes, Monogenea, Polystomatidea, Polystomatidae.
AUGCAGGAAGAAUUUGCGAUCAGCCUUUCCGCCACAAAAGGUUAUGUCUUGAGCAACAAUAAGCUGGAAACUUCAGCAGACCCAACCCCAACUAUGCCUCAUUGCACCUGCUCUGUUUUGAAGACAGAUGCGAUAGAAACCGGCUUACUCGUUGGUGCUGAUAUGCGUGAGACUAGCCACCAAAAUGACCAUAUCAUGUGUGAAUGUGGGAACGGCAUAUCAAAGACUAUUGAAGUAAACAAUCCCACUUUUGAAAGGGAUUCUCGGUCAUUCGAUUUGAGUAAACAGGACCAUCAUUUUGACACCGACUUCAUAAUAAACGGAUGUGAAAAUCAGGUGUCUUCUUUUGACAAUUCGAGGAAAGAUGUAAUGGGGGAAUCCAACUUAUGCCUAAACUCAGGUUCUUUUGUUGCUUCUUAUGAGGAUACACUCGCAUCGCCCCUCCCGAUCACAAUUCGGAAUGGAGUGGAGAAAACACUAAAUGUUGAUGUCAAGGAGGAGGGAUGGAAAUGUACAGGCUUAAUGGACAGAGAGGAGGAGAAGGAACUGCCGGUUUCGACUCUGAAAUCAGUGAAUGGUGGUCGGGCUUUAAACGCUUCUCUUAUCUGUAAAAAGUGGCGAACUAGAAGAUUCGCUCUUCAAACUAAUGAUAUAUCUGAUCUCGCCUACAAAUUGAAUGAAGAUAAGACAUCAUUAUCUAUUCAGCAUGAUGAGACCCAUUAUGAACAAUCUGUGGAAACAAUGAUAGAGAACAACCAGCCUCAGUACCAAGACUUCCGCGGGCUCCAGCAUCCUGAGUGCUGCCAACAGGUAUGGAAGGAGCGGUUUUAG